This is a messenger RNA of Geosmithia morbida, 1557 nucleotides long. RefSeq names its product Major Facilitator Superfamily. The coding region runs from base 1 to 1557 and encodes 518 amino acids. NCBI's taxonomy places the organism in Eukaryota, Fungi, Ascomycota, Sordariomycetes, Hypocreales, Bionectriaceae. The record is from RefSeq and is a predicted model, not a curated record. Gene Ontology annotation, biological process: transmembrane transport. Gene Ontology annotation, cellular component: membrane. Gene Ontology annotation, molecular function: transmembrane transporter activity. The transcript has 7 exons.
AUGGAUCUAGCUAGCCCUCACGUUGUGUCGGUAAAGAAUGACUUUUCCGAAAUAGAGAAUGAUUCCGGAAAAAUCCCUGGUAAGGACGAGUCGAUCGACAAUCUCGCCAAUGGCUCUACACGACCGUCGUUUGCUCACUUGGAUGAGAAAAAGAUACUUCGCAAGAUGGAUAUUCGGGUCAUUCCCGUCCUCGCCCUCCUUUACCUCUUGUCGUUUCUCGAUCGUGGAAAUAUAGGAAAUGCCAAGAUCGAAGGCCUCCAAGAAGACCUCAACAUGUCCGACGACCAGUACAACUGGUGUCUCACCGUCUUCUUCUUCACCUACGCUGCCUUCGAAGUCCCCAGCAACCUUGUCCUCAAGAAGCUGCGUCCCAGUCGUUGGCUCCCAUCCAUCAUGGUGGCCUGGGGAAUCGUCAUGACUCUCAUGGGAAUCGUCCAGAGCUAUCAUGGACUUCUCAUUGCUCGCAUCUUCCUCGGUGUCACCGAGGCCGGCCUCUUUCCUGGAGUUGCUUACUACCUGACUAUGUGGUACUGUCGCAGUGAGAUCCAGUUUCGACAAGCCCUCUUCUUCUCGGCUGCAUCCAUUGCCGGGGCAUUUAGUGGGCUGCUUGCAUUUGCCAUUGCCAAGAUGGAUGGGAUCGCCGGUCUUGAGGGCUGGCGCUGGAUCUUCAUCCUCGAGGGGAUAGCCACAGUCAUCGUCGCCCUCUUUGCCUUUUUCGCCCUCUACGAUUUCCCCGAGACAGCUAGUUUCCUGACCCGGGAGGAAAGGGAGUUUGUCAUUCACCGCCUCAAAUAUCAGGGAUCCAGGAGUGGAAAGAAUGACGACAAUGAUGUUCCCGUUGUCGAGGUCGCCGAGGCCGAUGAGUUCAAGUGGGAAUAUGUGCGACAGGCCUUUUGCGAUGGGCAGAUUUACAUCAACAUCCUCGUUUACUGGGGUAUCGUCUGCCCGCUCUACGGUGUCAGCCUCUUUCUACCCACCAUCAUCAAGGGUCUUGGAUACCAUUCCAGCACGGCCCAGCUCCUCACCAUUCCCAUUUACAUUGUUGCCGCCAUAACGGCCAUCUUCUUUUCUUGGCUCUCGGAUCGUGUGGGCAUAAGGAGUCCGUUCAUCAUUGUCGCCCAUGUCGUUAUGCUCCUGGGAUACGCAAUGUGCAUUGGCUCUUCGAAUCCUCGCGUCGUCUACGGCGGGAUCUUUGUUGCCACCCUCGGUAUCUAUCCCGCCUUUCCCGGUGUCAUCUCGUGGAUGUCCAACAACCUGUCUGGAAGCUAUAAGCGGAGUGCUGGCAUGGCCCUCCAGAUUGGUGUUGGUAAUCUUGCUGGCGCCAUGGCAGCCAACUUUUACCGUGGGUCAAAUGCCCCGCGGUACUUUCUCGGUCAUGGCCUCGAGCUUGGCUUCGUCAUGGUCGGUCUCCUGGCGGCCGUUGUCCUGGUCUCGUGGUACAUGCGAACAAACAAGAGCCGCGCGCGCAGGCUGGCCAACGGCGAGGCACUGAACUACACAUCGCAGGAGCUUGCCUCGCAGGGAGAUCGCGCCAUUACAUUCCGAUACGUGUACUAG